AGCGUUGAUUAGGAUGUAAAACGGAUGAUUGUCCUCUUUAUCCUUCUUCCUGCUGGCAUCGCUGUUGUUGGCAUACUUGUAAUCCUCAUAUACGGAGUCUUGGACUGCUUGGACUAUUUCUGCUACAAGGAAGAGCACGAAGAAUCUACUGAAAGAGAAAGACUUGUUGACAUCUGUGUUGUCUCUCAGGGUGGCGGUGGUGGAGGUAUAGAGAUGGCUGCUCCUGCUCAACCCACGUAACUUGCCUGAUAAUUAGUUUAUUUACAGUGGCCCCACCUGGCCAUUGUUGAAGAAUGAAGAAGCAAAGUAACAAGGGCGAGUUCAGACCUAGCUAUCAUACGAAAAGUAACACCCAUGGGUUUACAGUCGUGCCAGAUGCUUACGAGAACAAAUGGGACCACAUCCCUGUCAAGGAAACAACCCAACGACUGAUAAACAUCAGUAAAACCCACCGAAAGAGGAACAAAACUAAAUUGUGUUUUACUACGUCCACCCGUUCAAUACCAAUGAGAGCUCUCCACAAGCCCUCCUCUAAUAGACCCAGUUCUGCUCCAGCGACGCCGAUGAUGGAUUCUCCAAUCGGUCCUAUACCAACGCCCCCAUUGGGAGGUAAAACCAUCUACUCGACCCGCAAGAUCAGAUCAGCAGUCCCGCGAGUUAACGUGGCCGAUAAGAAGGAGGAAGUGAGGGAGGCUAAGAGCCCCACAUUCGAGCUGACCAGGACACCCACCGGUAAUAUCGGAGUUAAAGUCCAGAUACAGGAUGAUGACACUCUCGGAAGAUUGAAAGAAGUCGAAGCUGAGAAGAUCAUUAACCCUGAUAGUGAGCUGACAGAGGAAAUAGAGAGGCUGAAACAGCACAUUGUCGAACUGGAGUCCAAAAUCGAACUCGACCACAGAUCAAACCGCGAAAAGCAACAGUUGAUGCAGAUCGAGUUUAACAAGAACUUAGCACAAACACUUAACGAGAAAAAGAAAGAGCUGAAGCAAUUAAAAGAAAUGCACUAUGGGGAGAUCUGUGGACUUAAGCAUAAGAUGAACGAUGCACUCAAGAUGCAACGUAACGAAUCCUCCUUUGUUAUUGCGAAACUCAAAGGCGAAAUGGACUCUAAUCGAGAAACAUACAAGAAUUCAUCGAGCAUACAGGAUAAGCUGAAGAUGAGACACAGCGAGGAAUUACAGGAUUUGCACAGUGACCUCAAUCUCAAACAUCAGACAGAGAAAACAAAACUCCUCAGGGAUCUAGAGGAAAAGCUGAUAAAAGAAAAAGAGCUGGCGCUGGAAACCCUGAAAAAUAAGCUGGAGGCGGAUAUAACCCUACUGAAACAGCAGCACUCCCAAGAAGUUGAAGAAAUUCUCAAAACAUUUGAAGGGAUUAGUUUAGAAGAGGUUGACUCCAAUCGUGCUCUUAUUCAGGAACAAGAGUUGCAGAUAAUUUGUUACAAGAGAGCACAGAGGAAGAUGGAGGAAGACAUGAGGAGCAUAAUGAACGAGCUGGCUUCUCACAAAUCAGCGCUAAAGCAGCUGCAAGAGAGCUUCUUUGAUAAGGUACAUGAAGUGGACCAGAAGUACAACCAGCAACUCAGUAGUCUACUUGUUGAUAACAAAGACCUCCGGAAACGUUAUCUCAAAAAGUGUGACGAACUCUUCACUCUUAAAGCGGCGUAUAAUAGGCUUCAAGAAGCGAAGGGUUACAUAGCGAAGGAGAUGUUAUCAGCUCUGAUGCAGGGGAAACAGCCUCACGUCAUCACAAGCUCAGCGGUGAAAGCCAGCUGGUCUACCGAUGGUCUGGAUUGUAGUAGGAGGUGUAGUAGUGUAGCUAGAAGUAUUUCUGAUGGAGGAGACCUGUUUGACAGAAGUCCCUCCGCAUGUUCUGUCGAGGAUAAAGCGGCUCUUAUGCUGAGCACAUGUUCGUAUAUUCAAGACAAUAGCCAGUGUACAAGGAACCCCAGACCUCUAUCAGAGAGCAUCUUCUCCAAAGACGACUUUCCUUUCUCCCUAUCCCACGCUUCUUCCGAGGGUAAUCUCUCUACAAUCUCUGACACGCCUCCUCCACCUGGCCGGAUCUCCCGAGUCAGAUCAGUGUCCUCUGUGCUAGAGGACCCGUUAGCAGCCCCAAUGGGUCCAGUACCCUCCCGGAGACACCGCCCUGUUUCCUCAGUCUGUGUGGUACGACCUCACAGUCGCCAAUCUCUUCAAACUGGGGACCCUCUUAAACCCCGGGCUACUUCUGCUGAUCCCAGGUCGAGAUCUUUGCCAAUCAAUCAGAACAAACUGACAGAAACUUUCGAUAGUUUUAAUCUCCCUGCUCUGCCAACCAGCCCUCAAGUGAGAAGGAGAGAAGCAGCUGAGCAGGAUUCUCUUGUCCUGCACGACCUGGACAGAUGAUAGCCGGUUCAACGGUAGUGUUCCUCAAAUCAGCUAAUAUUGGAACGGUAGUGUUCCUCAAAUCAGCUAAAAUUGGCCCUCCUUUACAUGGGGCCUUGGUAAAUCCUAUAAUUUGUUUUUUGAAUUUUGACAUCAGAGUAACAACUUGAAUCUUGAUACAUAGUCGAGUGGUCGGAUUUUACAGGCGUAUUACAUGUGAAAUAAGUUCGCUUUUGUUUUAGAAAACAUCUAUAUUAAUAUAGCUUUUUCGUGAGAAACUCUCGCGGAAAAUGUAUGUUUGUAAUUAGUUACUUUGUAAUUUAUUGUGCGGAUUUUCACUAUUUGUGAUUCUUUUGUUUAAACUUU
Messenger RNA from Bolinopsis microptera, 2732 nucleotides. RefSeq names its product vimentin-like. The record is from RefSeq and is a predicted model, not a curated record. The coding region runs from base 294 to 2387 and encodes 697 amino acids. Gene Ontology annotation, cellular component: cytoplasm. NCBI's taxonomy places the organism in Eukaryota, Metazoa, Ctenophora, Tentaculata, Lobata, Bolinopsidae. The transcript has 20 exons.